This is a messenger RNA of Microplitis demolitor, 1963 nucleotides long. RefSeq lists its product as uncharacterized. Lineage: Eukaryota; Metazoa; Arthropoda; Insecta; Hymenoptera; Braconidae. The record is from RefSeq and is a predicted model, not a curated record. The coding region runs from base 72 to 1778 and encodes 568 amino acids. The transcript has 5 exons.
UUGAAAAUUCACAUAGUAAUUAAUUAAGUGUACACUUGAGUAUGAUUCGUGUGUGAAAAAGGUUCGGAAGAAUGUUCGAAACUGGUCGCAGAUCGGCAAUUAGCAGCUCCGAGCUCGGACUUUACUCUGACAGAUCAGAAUAUUACAGUAACAAUAAGUACGGACCAGUUGUUAAGAAAGUUGUCAUUGGAAUUAUGGCUGUCGUUGCAGUAAUACUGGCGGCUAUUUUCAUUUAUGACUUCGCUUCCGGCGCAGUGGCCAGCAGCAAAGUCAGCCAGGAAACGAAGCAUGCAUACAUACUUCAAAAUCCAUUAAAAAAACCAAAUUACUUAAAGAAGACAACAACCGCGGAGCCAGAAGUUGAUAGACUGGUGUCGGAUAUACAGGAGAGAUCUGAUUACGACGGGAAUAUUUCUUUCGUCGACACGAAACCGUUGAACACGGGAAGAAGCGGGGACUUGGAGCUACCGGAAAUGAGAACUCAAAAUUUAGAAAAUUUCAAAAUGAGACAGAGAAUGAGAAACAGUGAAGACGAUGACGUUGAGGAAAAGAUCGAAAGUAAAGAGAUUGUUAACAACCACGCGGUUGUUUAUCGCGUAAGACAGAUGUACCAUCCAGAGCCAGCCAGUCAAGUCGAGGAAUCUAAGCCGACGCCCUUUCACUUUGAAUUGAAAACACCGCAACCUUCGUCAUUUAAGCGGUUGAAAUUCCCUCAGCUUACGCAGUAUCGGUAUCCGUAUCCUUCGAGAAAUAUUCAAGAGAUAAUUAAAUAUAUAACUAAUGACCCGGCGACUUCUAAGCAUGGGAUCAAAUUCAGCGGCGUAUAUAUGAAUCCUAAUAAAUAUGACUAUCAUCAGAUGGGAAGUCUGGUGGCCAAUAGCGACCGGUCAGAAUUGCACGCCGAUUCGGAAGAAUUCGAAGAAACCGAAGACGAAACUUCACAUCUGGCUAUAGGUCAUGACCCUUUUUACCCCUACAAACCUAAUUAUCCUGCUGAUGUAAAUCUUCUUGCUCCUGCUAAUGUCAGGUUCUCACCAUCGGGUGUCCACCGCUACAAUCCUUAUCUGGAAUCUUACCGGCCUAUGAUGCAAAAUAGACCCGCUGCUGCAGAGUCAAACGACAAUGGAGUUUACUCUGGUAGCUAUGGAAAAAGACGGAAACCAAAACCGUUCAGUGUCAUGCUGGACAUUUAUCCGAUCACGGAUCUCAAUGAUCAGCCGAACAAAAAAACUUCAAGACCUAGACCUGCUAUGUCCGGCGAAGAAUAUUCAGAGUCUAGGAGACCGAUAACUUUUGGCCGCGCUAAUAGAUAUUAUGCUAAUAAUCCCGUCACACCGAUUCCGCUGAUUGCCAUGCCUGCGAGCCAGCCUGGAAUGUCUGAAGAAGACGAAAAGAAACAAAUGAUUUUUCAUCUUAAUUUGUAUCCAAGAAAAAAAUCUAAACUCAACAGAAAUGAUGUGCUGGAAAGAUCCGAGGCUAUGACUACCGAAGACAAGCAAAUCUUUGCGCAGAAGGUCAUGUCACCCUUUGAUACCAUCACCAAACAUCUUACGGACCAGUCGGCGAUCGAAGAAUUCAAAUAUGAAGCAGACGUGCCAAAACAUUCUCCGUUGAUUAGCCAGCAGGAAAGUUUCGUGGAAAUGCCAAAUGAGAAACCGGCAGUAGACAAAAUUGGAAACUUUUUGAACCACAGAACAGAAGAACUGAAAAAUAAUACGGGGUCAAAACCGUUCACUGAAAGUCAAAAUCUAGCUGACGGUCUGGUAGCGAUAGAUUAAUUAUCAAAUAAUCUUAAGAAAAAUCUAAACAUGAAGAAUCAGACCUUGGCCAAUCAAAAGUGAAAGCUCACGAUUUAUGUUUCUAUAAUUGUAAUCAUAAAUGCGGUUAACCAUUUCACUUUAUAGAUGUUCGAGUUAAUUCGUUAAUCAGCUCUCUAUAUUCUGAUGUUUGAACGCAAAACACC